Messenger RNA from Leptopilina heterotoma, 977 nucleotides. RefSeq lists its product as uncharacterized. The coding region runs from base 601 to 903 and encodes 100 amino acids. Lineage: Eukaryota; Metazoa; Arthropoda; Insecta; Hymenoptera; Figitidae. The transcript is spliced from 2 exons. The record is from RefSeq and is a predicted model, not a curated record.
CAAUACAAUAAUCAUUAGCAUUUUCACAUUAUAUGAUUAGAGAUCAUCUGUUGGAUGAUUUAAUUUUUUUAUCGGACUGUUGUCUUAUAUUUACUAAUUGGUUUAUGUAGCGCAAUAUACUGAUCUAAAAUCUGUAUAAAAAUUUCGACAAUGCUCAGUAAAAGUCAUUGAAUUGUUACUGUAUGAUACGCAUUAAAUAAUCCGUUGAUAAUUCACAACUUAAUUUCUGUAAUGUCGCAUUGUCGCAAACAAAAUUGUUAGUUCUUGGUAAUUAAGCAAAUUUGAAGAAGCAUCAGAAAAGGAACAUGCCAGUCGUCUAAAAAUAAAAUCAAGAGGCAGAACGAAAAAUUUAAUGACUUUGCCUGCUGUGAUAAAAGUUGUGGAAUGUGGAUUUAGUCACAGAGAAAUUUUGGGUGCAAUCCGGAUUGAAAUGAUGUAUGACUAUUGUAAUUUUCACGAUGAGUUUCAGUUGCAUGAUUCUUGGCGCCUAAAGUACGUUGUAAUAUCUACCUAGGAGAUAACAAACGUCUGAGUAACAAAUGUAUGCAUACAGACUCGACUUUAUAAGUAUAGGGUAACGAGUAUCGUCAGUGCCAAGAUAUGCACAAUUCGCCCACCUCUGUCUCGUACUCGUUUUUCGUCUAUACAGCACUCAAGAAGUGUGAAUUGCAAUUGAAGCUCAAAUCAAUCUAUUGCAUGUGCGGGGGCGUCUCCAACUACACGUGCUCUAGGCGCCAAGACCUCCUCCGUCUUUGCUACUAUUAUUACAACUUCAAAUCUAAACGUGGGACAUGGUUGCUAGACACAACAUGCAUAAUAGAAAAGCUGAACUCGAAAGCUUUAACCGGUUCUCUAUUAACAAAACAUUUCAAACAAUUCGGAGAAAGCAAUGAGAAAAUUUGAAAAAGCAUUAUGCUCAACAUCGAAGCUGAAUUAUGAGAUGAUUCUACUGCUGAAAGCAAAUAUUUCAUCUUGAA